UUUCAACGGCAAACUACUUCUUUGACCGCCAGACGGCGAGUGAAAGCAAUGCGUCAGCUGUUCAUCGCGCACGUGCGCGAUAAACAGCCAACUUCACUUUGGUUUCGCAUGCAGUGGAUUGCAUCGGCAGCGUGCGAUCAAGCGAAAUGUCAACACCAGAUCAGUUUGUUAGGAUAAAUGGAUGUUGAUGAUGCUUCUGUUCUAGAUAUAUUGUUUGAAUAUCGUAGAAAAUCAUGACUGCCGUAGCGCUACCGCAGAAGAAAUACUAUCGGCAACGGGCUCACUCUAAUCCUAUCGCAGAUCACUGCAUAGAUUAUCCAAGGACUCCAAGUUCUAUGAAUUGGAAUGAGCUAUACCCUGAACAUUUCCAAAGUAUAAAUGACAACAAUGAGGCGGCGUUGCCUGACCAGGUGGAAUUUGCAGACAUUGGGUGUGGGUAUGGCGGACUACUCGUCACACUCUCAACCAUGUUUCCGGAAAAUUUAAUUCUUGGAAUGGAGAUCAGAGUGAAAGUUUCUGAUUAUGUGACAGACCGCAUAGCUGCUCUACGACUUCAGCAUCCUGGUCAAUACCAAAACAUUGCAUGCUUGAGGUCCAAUGCCAUGAAAUAUCUUCCCAAUUACUUCCAAAAAGGACAGUUGAAAAAGAUGUUCUUUCUUUAUCCGGAUCCCCAUUUCAAGAAGGCAAAACAUAAGUGGCGCAUCAUUAAUAAAUCACUUCUUGCCGAAUAUGCCUAUGUGCUAGCUGAAGGGGCGAUUGUUUACACAAUGACUGACGUCAGAGAUCUGCACGAAUGGAUGGUGCAGCAUUUCACUGAACACCCAUUAUUCGAGAGAAUCUCAGACAAUGAAAUCAACUCAGAUCCGAUUGUGGCAAAGCUUUACGAAAGCACAGAAGAAGGUCAAAAGGUGACGAGAAACAAGGGCGAUAAAUUUCCAGCAGUGUUUCGGCGCAUUCCAGAUCCAUAUGAGCAGAAACAAUAAGCAUUUGUACUAUUCUCUCAGUAAGAAUAAAUUAUUUUUCAUCAAAA
This is a messenger RNA of Athalia rosae (coleseed sawfly), 1030 nucleotides long. Its product is annotated as tRNA (guanine-N(7)-)-methyltransferase. The coding region runs from base 234 to 983 and encodes 249 amino acids. Gene Ontology annotation, cellular component: tRNA methyltransferase complex. Gene Ontology annotation, molecular function: tRNA (guanine(46)-N7)-methyltransferase activity. NCBI's taxonomy places the organism in Eukaryota, Metazoa, Arthropoda, Insecta, Hymenoptera, Athaliidae. The record is from RefSeq and is a predicted model, not a curated record. The transcript has 6 exons. Gene Ontology annotation, biological process: tRNA methylation; RNA (guanine-N7)-methylation.